AGUUGAAAACGAUAAUCAUGAAAUCCUAAGUUUUUUUUUUUUAAAUGGUCAGCACUAAUAUUAUAUAUAGUUGACAUAAGCAUUGUUCAAGCAUCACCAGAGGGGAAACUCAGGAAAAAAAUUGAUAUUCGAAUUUUAAUUUUAAUUCCAUUCCAUUAGAUAUCGGCCACGUCUUUUCCUAACUCCUAUUUAACCACAUCUCUCUAUCAGAAACUUCUUGUACACAAACCCUUUCUGAUCAUUGAGAAUCUUUGGCCUAUGACUUUCUCGAGGAACGAAGAAAUAAACGAUGCAGAUAUUGAGAUCCCAACUCUAUAUCUAUAUCAAAGCGGAGGUGAAAACACGGAAAGAGGCGGGGCAGAUGAUAACUUGGGGGAUUUAUUGAGUUUGGGGCUCAACAGACGGGAGGCCGCAACGAGCGGAGAGUGUGAUAAAGAAUCAAAGUCUGCAAUUGCAAGCAACAAAGUGUUUUCAUGCAACUUUUGCAUGAGAAAGUUUUAUAGUUCUCAAGCAUUGGGAGGCCACCAAAACGCACACAAGAGGGAAAGAGGGGCAGCCAAAAGGUUCCAACCUCACAAAACGGGGCUUCCAGUCAAUCCAAUGGGGUUUCGAUCACUUAGGGUACUGCAGCCUCAUUCUGUGGUUCACAAGGCUGUAAGAUCAGAAGGGUCUUCAAUGGUAGCAAGGUUUAGUGAUUCCAGCAGGCCUUGGUUUGGAGUUGCUGGUGGGACACCCUUUUUGGGUGAAAAACCAAUGGCUGCGAUUUGGCCUGGAAGCUUCCGACUUGAAAAUUUGCAAAAUCAAAAACCUCAACUUGAUGCAGAUUCCCAAAAGCUUGACUUAAAUCUGAGGUUAUAAAAAGUUUUACUCUGAGAUUAUAUCUAGUUGUUACAUAUAACUGUUUUAUCUCACUUAUUGAACAUUGACCCUUUUUCCCUUAAAAUAUGAAGGCUUUGUUAUCUUUGUUUAA
Messenger RNA from Gossypium arboreum, 970 nucleotides. RefSeq names its product zinc finger protein 7-like. The transcript has a single exon. NCBI's taxonomy places the organism in Eukaryota, Viridiplantae, Streptophyta, Magnoliopsida, Malvales, Malvaceae. The record is from RefSeq and is a predicted model, not a curated record. The coding region runs from base 259 to 858 and encodes 199 amino acids.